AUGGCCCUUAUGCCGCACAAUUUGGGCUACGGCUCACGCUGGCUCGAUCGCUAUGAUCCAUUUGAGAGGUUGGAUAGAAUGAUGACGACCACUCCAUAUUGGUUCUCUGUUCCACACGCUCGCCAUCUUGACAUCGGGAAUUCGAUUGGAAAUAUCUCUAACGAUGCCAAUCAUUUCGCUGUUGACAUCGAUUGUGCCCAUUUUCGUCCUGAGGAGAUCAAAGUGAAUGUCGAUGGAAACAAGUUGAGCAUCGAGGGGCAUCACGAAGAGCGAAAUGAUCAACACGGCACGAUUCAACGCACAUUCAAGAGAAGCUAUGUGCUGCCGGAGGAUUGCAUUAUGGACCAUGUGGCAUCGUAUCUCUCCAGCGACGGAAAGCUUACCAUCGAUGCGCCGAAGAAGGGAGCUGUUGGGGGCUCUUCUCGUGCGAUUCCCAUCCAACCGCGUGGACCAUACGCUGUAAAAGACAAC
Mesorhabditis belari is the source of this 471-nucleotide messenger RNA. The record is from the annotation of a GenBank genome assembly. Lineage: Eukaryota; Metazoa; Nematoda; Chromadorea; Rhabditida; Rhabditidae.